CUGGAGGGGAAUGUGACCGCCUGAGCUGGAUCUAUAAAAGGAGCAGAAGAAAAUAUUUAACUCACCUCCUCCAGACGAAGAAGACCGGAGAGCAGAGGAAUCUUCUUUGUUGUCGGGAAGAUGUUUGUCAUCUUGAUUUGCAUCUUGACACUCCAAGAUGUUCACACUGCUUGUGUUUUGCAAGAUGUUUGCCCGGAGAACACAACAGUGCAGGCCGAGAUCGUAAAUGUUCACAACGCCUUCAGGAGAGCAGUUGAGCCUGCUGCUGCUGACAUGCUGAUGAUGACUUACAGUUUGGAGUUAGCAGCCAGCGCUCAGGCGUGGGUGGAUAAAUGUAUUCUCAGUCAUGGACCAGCCAGCACCCGUCUGCUUGAUGGAUAUGAAUUAGGUGAGAAUCUCUUCUAUUCUUCCUCCCCAUCCUCAUGGACCACUGUUCUUACGGCCUGGCAAAAUGAGAAAUCACACUAUCUUUACCCCAAUGGAUCCACCAACGGACAACCCAUCGGUCACUACACACAGGUUGUGUGGAACAGCUCCUACAAAGUGGGCUGUGGAUUUGCUCUAUGUCCCAACAAUAUCUACUUCUACGGCUGCCAUUAUUUCAGAGCUGGAAACUUUAAGCGAUGGCCUCCCUACAAGGUUGGAGCCUCAUGUGCUUCCUGCCCAAACAACUGUGUGGACAAACUCUGCACCAAUCCAUGUCCUUAUAUCAACACCUUCAUCAACUGUCCCAGACUGAAAGUCCUCAACGGAUGCAGCAACCCGCUGGUGUUUGCCUGGUGUCCUGCUUCAUGCAAAUGUACCACUGAGAUUGUUCCAAUAUAUUAGACUGAACAGCAAGAAUACUUAAUUUUCACGUUUUCUUUAUCUGUACUGAAUAUAAAGUUGGCAUCUGCAAAAUACAAAACAGACAAUAAUUUAUAGUUGGAAUAUUUGUGGGUGUAGCUUGUCUUAAUUGAAUGGGUCCACUUCUGUAGGUACAUCUAUAAAAAAAGAUAACUCAUUUUAACAUAGAAUUUUGCAAAAGUGGCAUAUAGCACGUCAUUAAGUGAAAGGUUAUGCAACUGUAAAGGCAUAUAGUAUAAAAAUUCAAAAGGUUUUAGAAAACAAAAAAUAUUUCAGAGGGUUUUCUUUGUAGCUUUUUCAUGUUUCCAUUAUUACGACUAUUUUUGGGGAGAUUUUGUUUUGUUUGUUCUUCUUGGUCCUAAACAAACCAAGAAUAACAGGUUGGGAAAAUCUCUUGGAUUUACCCAUCCUUAGGCCUCCCGAUUUCCUUUCAGUUAUGUUCCUUGUUAGAUCACCUGCAGCCAAAACAUGUCAACUUUUCCAGGAAACACACUCCUUUUUGUUUUUUUCUCAGCACAUUAUUUCCUUCAUAUUUUCCAUCUCUUAGUUUUUCCUCUUAAUUUGUUGUUGUUUGACUUGGACUCCAGGUGCCUUUGCAAAACUUUCAGUAAGUCAUAAGUUAUUCUGUCUUACACUGACCUGCUGUUCUGUCAUUAUUAACUCCUCAGCUGAACGUCUUGACUUUAAAUAAAUAUAUAUAAACAGUUGUUUAGCUGUGCCAUGGAAGUAAUUUUACAAGAAACCAGAUUAACUGGAAUAUCAAAGCACCGCUUCCAACCAACUGCUCCUUUAAACUACAGUUUCCUUCACAGAACAGAUAUCAGUAAAAUACGUUGAUGACUCUGCAGCGGAUGAUAACAGUCAAGUCUUUAAAAAAACAGAAGACCUGUCAGGACAUGAAAAACCUUUCAUCCGUCACUUGCUCAGCAACUGUAAGCUAAGUUUCUAACCAAUUGCUGUUUGGGAAUCGUUUUGUUAAGCAUCGUAUUUCUGUCAGCUACAAUGUGCAAUCUUCAGCCUUUUCUAGUUAUAACUACAAUAGGGAGCACAUAGGUACAUAGACAUUGAGCUAAAGUCUCACUUCAAUGAGAUUUUUACAGUUUGUUCCUAAAGAAUUGACUAACUAAACUACAAAGAUAGGAAAUUAGAAGAAGUGAAGUG
Gambusia affinis (western mosquitofish) is the source of this 2007-nucleotide messenger RNA. Its product is annotated as cysteine-rich venom protein. The transcript is spliced from 9 exons. Gene Ontology annotation, cellular component: extracellular region. The record is from RefSeq and is a predicted model, not a curated record. NCBI's taxonomy places the organism in Eukaryota, Metazoa, Chordata, Actinopteri, Cyprinodontiformes, Poeciliidae. Bases 121 to 828 code for a protein of 235 amino acids.